Molecule: messenger RNA, 2679 nt
Organism: Bacillus rossius redtenbacheri
Lineage: Eukaryota; Metazoa; Arthropoda; Insecta; Phasmatodea; Bacillidae
Gene: Bulli
Product: regulator of MON1-CCZ1 complex
Exons: 15
Coding region: 155-2173 (672 amino acids)
Biological process (GO): regulation of autophagy
Cellular component (GO): lysosomal membrane; late endosome membrane; Mon1-Ccz1 complex
Molecular function (GO): protein binding
Source: RefSeq, a predicted model, not a curated record
AAUAGUAAUAAUGUGGCACAUCAUUUGUAAACAGUAGAAAUGUCCUGCUAACCAAAAUAAGAGGAUAAACAUAAUAUUUAGGAAAUGAAAUAUUAAAGACAAAUAUCUGUCACCUAAAAUAUCACUGUCUAAAACUUUUUGUGUUUGAGUCGGAAUGGUUGACGUCACUGAAACUGACCCAUUUUAUUUAUCGUUAUCUUCUUCACCAUUGCGUUUUGAGGCGGUUAGCAAAGUGACAAAUGUUUUUUUCGAUGAUUCAAACAAGCAAGUGUUUGCAGUUCGGUCGGGUGGUGUGACGGGUGUGGUUGUGAAAGGGCCCAAUGAGCAGACUAAUAAAAGUUUUCGAAUGGAAGACAAGGGCCCCGUCAUUUCCAUCAAGUUUUCCCCGGACCAGCAGGUGUUGGCGAUCCAGAGGUCAAAGACAUCUGUGGAGUUUGUGAAUUUCCUGGGCGAGAUGGAUCCGCUCGAAUACUCACAGAGCUGCAAAGGAAAAAACACUGUUAUCCUUGGUUUUGUGUGGACUCACACUAAUGAGAUUGUGUUCGUAACAGAUCAUGGUGUUGAGCUUUACCAGGUGGUGCCCGAGAAGCGAGUGCUGAAGCUCCUCAAGUCCCUCAGCUACACCGUCAACUGGUACGUGUUCUGCCCGCAGAGCAGCCUCAUGCUGCUGUCGCUCAGCGCCCUCGGCAACCAGAUGCAGCCGCUGCACUUCCGCCCGGCCACCAUCAACAAGCUCACCAAGCUGGAGAUUGAGCUGCCGGUCGUGCCGAAGGCCCCCAAGCUGUGCCUCUUGGAGCGGGAUGUGACUCUCGCCGUGCUGUACGGCCAGCCCAGCGUCGUCGUGCUGCGCCACCACCCGCGCGGCGUCAGCUCCCCGGGCGCCGAGGUGGUGGUCUACACCGUCCACAAGAUGUUAAGUGCCAAGAGGAGCCAUGUACUGAGGCUGGAUAUGGGCGGUCGUUUUGCUGUAAAUGUUGUCGAUAACCUUAUCGUUGUUCAUCAUCAGGCAUCUAAGACAUCAAUGCUGUUUGAUGUGAACAUGAAGGGUGAGUCAGAUGGGUGCGUAACCUAUCACCAGCCUGUCGCGGCGCCACGGCCAAUCAAGCCAUUCAGCCUCCGUCUGCCCGUCGCAGCCGCACAAGUCCUGUCUGAGCCAGCAUACAUCAGUUGUGAGCUCUAUUCCCCAAACUGGGUGGUGUUCCAGCCAAACAUUGUUAUUGAUGCAAAACUUGGAUGUCUGUGGUACGUUGAACUGAAUCUGAAACCUUUGAUCGGCCUGAUCCCAGACAAGUGUCUUCUUGUAGACUUCUUGAUGCAAAGGAAAAAUUCAAAACCAGUUUUAAUGCAGGUCCUCCAAGACAUUCUGGCUCCCACCGAUCACAACCGAAGUCACCUCGUGGCUAUUGCAGAGUUGUUUGACCACCUGAACGACGUCUACAGAAACUACCUCGAGGUGGAGAUGAUGAGCCAGAUGGGCACCCCUGCCACGUCGUCACUGGGCAUGACGCCCCCCAAGGUGGCUGCUCCCAGCCAACAGAAGGCACAAGUCGUGAUCGACCAGGCGGACAUGUACACAAACGUCUUCUCGCGGUUUGCCGACUGCCGCAGGGAGGACGGUGACAAUGGCAGCUCCAAGUUCGUGGUGUGGGUCCUGCUGGAGUACAUCCGCUCCCUCACGGACUACCAGAUCCCGGUGCAGCACUACAUCCACGAGCUGCUCAUCAACUCGUUGGUCCACCACCGCGCAUACUACCAGCUUCACCAGCUGUUGCAGUACCACGUGGUGUCGGACUCCAAGCCGCUGGCGUGCUUGCUCCUCUCGCUGGAGAACCUGUACCCUGCGGCCCAUCAGCUCGCCCUGGACAUGCUGAAGCGCUUGGGCACGGCCAACGAGGAGAUCAUAGAGGUCCUGCUCUCGAAGCAACAGAUCUUACCUGCGCUCAGGUUUGUCCGCAGCACGGGUGCCAUAGACCAGGUGUCCGCAAGGAAGUUCCUUGAAGCAGCAAAGUCAGCCGGUGAUACAACUGUGUUUUACGCAGUUUUCAAAUUCUUUGAACAGAGGAACCUCAGAGUGAAAGGAACCGCUGCUUUUUCCAAAGGUGAACACUGUGAUAUUUAUGUCAAACACUUCCAAGAACUUUUUACGGAGACAAAUGCAAACCAGGAAAUUUAGAUAGCACAAGUGGAAAUUACCUACUGAUAAUGGAAACUAGGUGAACACUGUGAUACGUACAUGCAACUAACAAUUCAAAAACUUAUAAGGAAAUGAACAGAAACCAUAAAAUAUGUAUGGUGUAAGUGAAAAUGAUUAAGAAUGAUCAAAAGAACAUAACUGCGGCUCAGCAACUUGUAAAUAGUAAAUGAACUCUCAAAGUUUCCACUAUAUGAAUGGAAAGUGAUUUAAAAAUUGUACAUUUCAGUUUUUAUUAUAUUAAAGGACAACAUUUUCUGAUUAUUUAAGUUAAAACACAAAAUUGUACAUCUUUAUAAAUAAUAUUUUGAUUGUUAUUUAAAUAGUUUUCAAAAAUAAUUAAUGAUCAUACUUUGAAAAAGUCAACUGUUUUCUGUGUUUCAUCAUGCCCUUACAGCUGAUCUAAUCUUUUUGUAUUGUGUAAACAUAUCCCUGAAAUACAUAGGUACAACAAUUUAGUGACAAGAAUUAAAACCCUUUUUUUUUCU